This is a messenger RNA of Echinostoma caproni, 636 nucleotides long. Lineage: Eukaryota; Metazoa; Platyhelminthes; Trematoda; Plagiorchiida; Echinostomatidae. The record is from the annotation of a GenBank genome assembly.
AUGAUAAGAAACCAAGCGACCAUUUAUAUCCUUUGUCUAUUAGGCGUGCUGCUUCGCCAACGUGAAGCAGUCUGUCCGGUGGAUUUUUUGGACGCGGGAGGUGUGUGUUUACUUCGUGUAGCACGUGGGGUAACAUACUAUGAGGCGCAUCAAAUCUGUGAGCAGGAGGGUCAAAAACGCGGUCUACGACUAUUUAUACCCGGACGAAACGCACCAAAAAUGUGCUCGUAUUUCUCCAAUUUGAUCGUAUUCACUGGAUAUCAUGCUUUAUUGAAUCGCUCUGUGAAUCUUCGGGCCGGCUGGCGAGUUACCGAUCCGGGUUACGCCAGAUUUGUCACAACAGCCUCGGAUACUACUAUCCAGUGGUCAGGUGCAGAACCAAACAAUCAGUUGGAGGCAAUUUCCCAAUUUAGGUACCGCUUACAUAUUGAUGACACUCCUGAAGCCCGCAAUGCAACUGAUGUCAUUUGCGAAAUUUCCUCCCGUUCGCCCCAGGACGGUCUGGAACGAUUUGAGAAAAACUGGCCGUACCAGUUGAAUUCACUUUUUCUUCAAGACAGCUCCAUUGCUGGCAGCUUUCAAACCUAUGCCGCGCUGACUUUGUUCACAUGCGUUUUACGGUACGUCAGCAGAUAA